Messenger RNA from Nilaparvata lugens (brown planthopper), 1233 nucleotides. RefSeq lists its product as uncharacterized. The record is from RefSeq and is a predicted model, not a curated record. NCBI's taxonomy places the organism in Eukaryota, Metazoa, Arthropoda, Insecta, Hemiptera, Delphacidae. The coding region runs from base 334 to 732 and encodes 132 amino acids. The transcript is spliced from 3 exons.
UUUCAAAAAAAAUCCUCUACUUUGAAUCAUAUAUAAUUUUAACAUUUUAAGAGGAUAUUUAUAUAAAUACGUAAAAUUUAUUUAAAAAUACAAUUUGUAAAAUUUGGAGAAUCGAAUUAAAGAAAGAAUUUUUUAUUGGAAAAGUUCUUUGAUGAUACAUUUAUAAUUAGCUUAUAUUUAUGGUCAAACCCAAAUGAUUAUAGCUCAACAGCUUUUAUUCAUUCAAUCAUCAGACUAUUUCAAAUGAGUUUGUUUGGAGCAUAAUAAGUGAUUUCUCAGAGCCUUAGCAUUGGUUUUGGAGUUUUAAGUUAUUCAAUUAAAUUUUAAACAAAAAUGGAGAAGAAAACUAUCUAUAUCAUUUUUACCGUGGUGGAGUUGGUUCUGGCCGUACUGCUAUGGAUUCUCCAUUAUGGAUCAUUCCGUGCUGGUGGCAAAAUGGAGUUUUUCUUCGUGUCGGGUGUGUUCGGAGGUUACAUAUUUGUGACAAUUGGUAUGUUGCUGAUGGUCAUCCUCAGUGAAGAAGAGGAAGGCAUCACUAUGCUCUAUUUUGUGAUCUGCGGAGCGGUUGUUUACAUAGUGGCUGCUCUUUUCACCUUCAUGACCUACACUGACAGCGAUAUCAAGAACCGACUUUUCCAAGACGGCGACAAACUGCUGGUAAAAACCAUCCUUGCCGCCGUACAAGCUGCUAUAUUCAUCAUAGAUGCAGUUUACAGGAUCAUGAACCGAUAGACUUUUGAAGCUAUAAAUCUCUAUCAAACAAAUUCUAGUGCAAAGAAGCCCACCCGACAAACUUCUAAAAAAAAAUGAUUAAAGUGUAAACUUUCCUUAUCGAUAUAGACUACUGAAACGUCAAACUAAGCAUGACAUAAAAAUCAAUCAAAGUGCAAGACACUCUCAGUUUGUGAUAUAUUGUACAAAAGUACUGAAAUUUGAGGAUGAUAAUGGAGAACAUAAAAUCGUUGAAAAAAAACAUUGAAAUGAAAAAAACUAUCUUUGGAAGUCAUAUACAAGAAUUUGAUGUGAAUUCGUCUAGGAUUCAAUUUAAUUCUCAAUCUUAAAAUUCAUCGAGUGAGAAUAUUAACAUUCUGAAUUACCCAUAACUGGAACUUUGGAUUACAGAAAUGUAUGUAUAUUUACAGAUAUAGUGUCAAUAAUACUGUAUUGUCCAUGUUCUUGAAUUUUCAAAUUGUAUACGUGCUGUGAAUCGUAAUAAAUAAUGUUAUUGGCCAA